Molecule: messenger RNA, 576 nt
Organism: Striga asiatica
Lineage: Eukaryota; Viridiplantae; Streptophyta; Magnoliopsida; Lamiales; Orobanchaceae
Source: the annotation of a GenBank genome assembly
AUGCGCAUUUGGCAUAAACUCUCACCAGCAAAAUUCCUCCAGCGGCUCGUUGGAGAGGGGUACAACUCAGAGAAGCAUAGUUCUGUGAAGUUCAUUGUUCUCCUCGAGCAAAAAUAUGAUGCUUCUCAUUUUCUGGUGAACUACAAAAGCAGGACUAAUAAUAUGGCCAGCAGCAAAGCCCAUGAGUUGGAGGACAAGAUAUCUAUGGCAUGGGUGACGAAACUAUCGGCAUCGCACGAUAUACACUCCUCGCUGGCGAAUUACUGCCACCUGGCGGGCUUGCCCCAUGAAACGGAGCCCGUGGUGGCGAAUACUUCCCCUUCGGCCGCGAUUCUCUGGGACUCGGCGAAUGAGGAGGCGCCACGUGCUGGCAGAGGAGGCGGUGCAGGAACAGGCGCAGAUGCGGGUGAUUCUCCCCCAAACACAUAUCCACGAUUAUGGCUUGUUGAUGGUGAAGGUGAAGGUGAAGGUGAAAUAGCAGCUGGCAGCAUAGACGAGAGGCUGACUUGCUUGACGUGUCCAAACACAGUGUUGUUGAGGCCUAGAUUCUUCGAGUGGGACCCAGUUAUGGUUUGA